UGUUUAUUAUUGCCAAUUUAAAAGUAUCGCUUCCUGUGAUGUAACGAAAGCAAAAUGUGCCACAGGGAGCCCAACUGUUCCGAGUCAACUUAGAAACGAGAUUGUGACUUUACGCCGUCAUACUCUUCCAUCCUCCACGAUAGCAGAAAAUUAUCUACGUGCGCAAGUAGCCAGAGCUCCAAAGUCGUUGAAACUUUUUAUUUGGAGCUCGCAGUUUAUGUUCAGCCGGAGAAAUUAAGAGGUUCUCCGAUGAGUGCGCGCUUAUUCAGCGAAAAGCUCUUAUAAGGGAAUGUAUGUAAACACAACAGGGAGUUUGACAAUUUCUAUCGCGAUUUGAUUUCAACGUACUGCAAAACCGAAUUUUCUUGACCGUAUUCGAUAGGGGAAUAAUGUUCGACAAUGAAUUUCCAGCUGCAUUACAGCUAUCUAGUAUUUUUCACACCCCCUAGAGGUUAGGCCUGUGUUCAAGAGCAUGGAUGUGGAUGGUCCGAUAGUCCACAUUCAAAUCUGCCGUCAUCUUCUUCCAUCCUGCACGAUAGCAGCAAAGUAAACUCUCUACAAUGCGCAGGUAGCCAGAGCUUCAAAGUCGAUGUAAGAAUAAAAUUGCAAGUAUCGUAAUUGAAAAAUUAAAAGAAAAAGCUAUAUAUCUGUUUUGGCACUCGUAUAAUGUGCGCAAGUUCAAAGGCUUUUUAUUUUCCACUAAAAACAUAAACAACAUUUACUAAAGGCCACUAUAGUAAGCUUAUGGACGAGGAAGUUGGGGAUCCCUGGUUGUUAUCUAAUCAAAAUAUGCUAAUCAUUUUAUGUCGAAAUGGGUUGCCUGUGGAGUGCAGCAAUCCAAGAUGGCGGACAAGGUUGACCAAAAUCGUUCUUAACAAAUUUAUCAAAUAUUACAAAAAUGCAUGAGUUUAAACUAUAAUAAUUAGUAUCAUGGCAUUUUUGAGCACUGCAUGGCUGUCUGGGUAUGUUGCAACUACAUUAGUACGGCGUGCUUUUAGCAGAUUUUAUCGCCAUUUGACGACUACAGAACUUGAACAUCGUCCUCUGUCUGACAUCCAUUAUCAACCUUCAAGGAUAACUAGAAUGAGUACUAACGCGGUUAAAACCAAACCACCAAACAUUCUAGUCUAUGCUGGUAGUGGAGAAGAAGGUGGAAGGGAUUUCGAGUUCAUCAAGGAUGUUUUAUCACGCAUUUUGGACAGGAAUAGCUACGUAGUUUAUCAAAUCGAUGAUGACAAAGUUCUUCAUCACCCUUGGUCGAAAAACUCUGUUUUAUUACUAAUACAUAAUACACAGACAAUACAAAAGCCGAUUCUCAGGAAAUUUGAAGAGUAUUUGGUUAACGGGGGAAGUAUUCUCAGUGUUGGUUGUAAAGAUCAUGAAAACUUGAGCGGAUUAUUGGGGGGAGUGACAUUGAAACCUUUGGAUUUGAAGUGCAGUGAUGAUUGUACAGUUGAGAUCAUUACUGACAGACUGGACAUUCCAUUGAACCAAGUUGAUAUUCCGAGUGAACCAUUCUUCUUUGAAGGUAUGAGUGACACAUUUGAAGUGUUAGCAAACAAGAAAGGGUCUGGUCGACCAAUGAUAGUGUAUUCUUGCAACCAGCAAAGCAAGGCUAUCUUGUCUAUAGUAGACCUGUUCACAUCAAACCAUGUUGAAAAUAAAAGACAGUUAUUGCAAGCUUUAUUGAAGAAACUAGAUGUGAAAUGUGUUUCACAGCAAAUACCAUGUCUCACUCCAGCAUUUUUAUUUGCCAGCAAAAAGAAUAUUGACCAGCUAUUGAAAUCCUUACGCCCCCAUCUGUCUGAUGGCAUUUGUAAAGGAAAACAAGUUUCUUUGCUGUUUUGUGACAAAAGCACCACACAAAAUAUUCCUUUGACAAGAGAAGACAUGCUGCCAGUAAACACUGACCAUGCUGCACAAUGUGGAUUUGAUUGGGAGAUAUAUCAAGAGCAUCUUAAUACGAAUACUUUGGGACAGAUGGUCAUAUACACUGAUGUUAUCCCAUCUACACAGACUCUACUAGAAGGGAACUUGACAUUUGUGCAGAAUAUCCCAGAGCAGAUUGGUAUUGUAGCUGUAACCAGACAGCAAGUCAAAGGGAAAGGUCGCAGUGGGAAUGCAUGGCUGUCUCCCAUUGGUUGUUUGAUGUUUUCCACAGUUGUCACAGUAGAGUUUGGUACUGAACUUGGUUCACGAUUACCAUAUCUACAACACAUUGCAUCCUUAGCUCUGGUCGAAGCACUCCGAAGUGUAGAAGGAUAUCAAAAGAUCAAUGUUUGUCUUAAAUGGCCAAAUGAUAUAUAUUAUGGGAGGAAUGUCAAGAUUGGUGGAGUCGUAGUGUCGUCUACGGCAUAUGGCAAUAGUUUUAGUGCUGUUAUUGGUAUGGGUGUAAAUGUAUCCAAUAAAGAACCAACGAUUUGUAUCAAUGACGUAAUAAAACAAUAUAACGAAGAGAACAACACACACCUGGCUGAACUAUCUCUGGAAAUGCUGCUAGCAAGAACAGUGACUUGUAUGGAAAAUUUGAUUGUUGACUUUCAAAAACAUGGAAAGGAAGGAUUCUUAAGGAAGUACUACAAAUGGUGGCUACAUAGUGAUUCCAAAGUCACCCUGAACACAGCUGGUCAUCCUCAAGAAGUUACCAUCAUUGGUUUGGAUGAUUUUGGUUUUCUUUUGGUCCAGAAAGAAAGUGGAGAAAAACUAUCAGUCCAACCAGAUGGAAAUACCUUUGAUCUGUUGGCUAAUUUGAUUGCAUUCAAAUAAUGUGCGCCUCCAGACCCCUACCUUCUCCAAGGAGGGGUGUGAGAGGGUAUAUAUAUGAGAUAAAUAGUUCCUGGUGAUGUUCAGCAACACUCCUCCAUGAAAGGAGGGUGGUUGUUGAAUGCCAGACACACCACCCUCCCUUAUGCCAGGAAUAAAUUUUAUAAUUUAAAAACACUGUCAGUGAUAAAAAAGAAAUUAUUAAAUAGCAUAGAGUGUAGAUUUUAAGAAAUUUAGCAAGACAUUUUUCAGCAGUGAAAGGAGAACUAGGAAGUCUAGAAUAGAUGUGAUAGCCAUGAUGGCAUUACUAAGGCCAUUAGUAUUGAAUGGGAUAUAAACCAAUAACCUACCACACAAAACACUGAUAUAAUAUAAUAAACUUUAUUUACAGAGGGUGAAGCAAUAAACCAGUGAAUUAUCUAACUUUUGGUCCUCACUACAACUGGGUUGCAGAAAGAUGUACGUAUCAGUCAAUCAAUCAAUCAAUCUUUAUUGUGCUCAAUAGUUUACAGAUAUAAAUAAUAAUAGUUGAAAUUGCAGGWGAUAAGAGCACAGCCAAUUAGAAAUAGCAAUAGCUAAUCGAGCUAAGUGGCUGGUCCAUGCGGAGAAAAUCUAUUUGUUGCUGAUUGACUAAAGCAAUGGAUAAGACAAGACAAGACAAAAACAAAARACGACAAGACAAGAUAAGCCGGUGACAAGACAAGACAUUAGACAAGACAAAAUGGACUGUGCUCCUAUCAGCUGGACUAGAAGUGCAUCAUAGAACUAUCAAUAAUUUGAUAUUAUAGAGGCUUUAAGAUUUUUUUUGAAAAGGUUGUAAUGCUUUACUGCUAAACUAAUACUAGGAUUUGUAUACUCUACAGUGUAUUCAUCUUUUGGGUACACAAUUGCUGGUGCUAUAAAUGCUAAAAGGCCAGGCGAGCUUAAUACAGUGUAGCUACUACUAUGAAAGUUGAAACAAGUGCAUUGCUGAUGCAACAUGUGUUUUAAUGUACAAAUGUACAAACUAGAUAGAUAAUCUGACCAGAAAUGCCUACGUAAUAACUCACGCUUACAUAAGACCUCCCAUGAACCUGACAUGCCCUCCUCUACAUAGUCUAGAUUUCUAUUAAAGGGUAGUCAACAUCUACUCUGACCUCAGUAAUGACAAUGAUGUAAUCAUUAGGCUAUUGCCAUCGGAAUAUUGGAUCAAUUUGAAUAUAUAUAUGUAUGAGUUAUAUGCCACAACACCCAUAUCAUGACAUGAAUCACAACCCCACACUUUCUAAGAAAACUGUGUCCUUGUUUUCUAAACUAACUAGGGCAAUCUUGUUUAGCUAAACUGUCACAUCAAUAAAGUAUAAUGCCCUUUCAA
Actinia tenebrosa (Australian red waratah sea anemone) is the source of this 4117-nucleotide messenger RNA. Its product is annotated as biotin--protein ligase. Gene Ontology annotation, biological process: protein modification process. Gene Ontology annotation, molecular function: biotin--[biotin carboxyl-carrier protein] ligase activity. Gene Ontology annotation, cellular component: cytoplasm. NCBI's taxonomy places the organism in Eukaryota, Metazoa, Cnidaria, Anthozoa, Actiniaria, Actiniidae. The record is from RefSeq and is a predicted model, not a curated record.